Molecule: messenger RNA, 1654 nt
Organism: Cylas formicarius (sweet potato weevil)
Lineage: Eukaryota; Metazoa; Arthropoda; Insecta; Coleoptera; Brentidae
Exons: 7
Coding region: 96-1367 (423 amino acids)
Biological process (GO): DNA recombination; DNA integration
Molecular function (GO): DNA binding
Source: RefSeq, a predicted model, not a curated record
UGCCGCCAAUAUCGUCUGGUCAGUAUGAGCGUGCCUAUGAUAAUUUUGAAAAGUGGAGAAGAGAAAACUCAAUAAAUUCUUUUUCCGAACAAGUAAUGCUAACCUAUUUCCAAAAACUUUCAAGUUCCUUAAAGCCUUCGUCGUUGUGGUCUCUUUAUUCAAUGUUACGGUCCACUAUUAACCUCAAGAACAAUAUCAACAUCAGUGAGUACCUACGAUUACGCACUUUCCUGAAAGGGCAGUCGGAUGGCUACAGGCCGAAAAAGUCAAAACUCCUAACUCCCCAACAAAUUAAAGAAUUUCUUGUGACAGCACCUGAUGAAAAAUACUUGUUCACAAAGGUUGGAUUAAUCUUUGGUAUAAUGGGAGGCUGUCGUAGGGAAGAAUUGAUGAAAAUCCAAAUUACUCACAUUCAAGAUCUUCACGGUGCAUUGUUAGUCACAAUUCCAGAAUCUAAAACAAAGACUGAGCGUCAGUUUGUAAUUACGGGGAAUUCAUAUAAUACAUGUAAAAAGUACAUCGCUCUCCGGCCUCAAAACAUGCAAAAUAUGACGAGAUUCUUUUUGAACUAUCGACUGGGAAAAUGCACCAAACAGCCCAUUGGAAUUAACAAGUUUGGGAAUUUGGCCAAAGAAGUAGCAAAGUUUUUAAAAUUACCUGACGCAAUGAACUAUUCAGGACAUUACUUACGAAAGACAUCAGCAUCCAUUUUAUUUGACUCUGGCGCCAACGUUGGAACUCUAAAGCGCAAUAGGGGUUGGCAUUCGACCAGUGUGGGUGAAGCUUAUACUGAUGAUUCUUUGAAUAAGGUAGACACGGAGAAGAAGAUUUUGCAUUCAGUUGAAAAUAUAGGUACGACUCUUGAAUGUCAUGAUACUCAAGAUAUUAGUGCUGGUACAAGCACUUUUAAUAGUAAUUACACUGCAACGCAAACGCUGUUUGAAUUAGAACCAAAAGCAGGAACUAGCAAUUGUGAUUUAUUACUUUUUCCAAAGAUUGAGCCCACUGACUUCCUAGAUGAAGAAGAAACUGACAUGUCCACUUUGCUUGUUCCAAAAGUCGAGAUGAACUACUUAGAUUUCGAAGGAGGCCAAUUUGUACAAGAUCCAAUUGAAUUACCGGAACCAAUCAAAAACAGUCAACAGACACCCAAUAAAGGAAGAGUCUCAAAACCUAAAUAUGUAAGGGAUAUUAAGAUCAGUGAUCUUUCUACCCCCGAGAGUGCGAAACGGUGUUUCUUGAUGGCAAAAGCAAAAAUUAAUCGACAGUGUUCAAAAAUUAAAAUGCUAAGACAAGCAAAUAGACGCUUGUUAAGGGAAAUCAAAACUAUGAAGGAUUUGGUGAAUCGUCUUCGAAAAAAAAUUUGAUUUGUUAAAUUUAUCAGGAUGAUUUGGUGGUACAGCCGUUGCAGGGCUGACUGACAUGUCAUCAAAAUUAGUAAAUUCAUGAAGGCAAAGACUAGAAUUUUCAUUUAAAUUGUAGGUAAGCUACAGCGUAUUAUAAUUAUGUGUGUAAGGUAUGGAAAAUUUUAUAACAAGUCAUUAAUGACAACCCAGACAUUACCAGGAGAAUACUUGAUUUUAUUGCCAUUAAGCAAUAAAAAGCACCCUAUUAUUUUUAAUUUAAUAUUAGAUAAAAUGUAAAUAAAGCAUUG